Molecule: messenger RNA, 3055 nt
Organism: Ipomoea triloba (trilobed morning glory)
Lineage: Eukaryota; Viridiplantae; Streptophyta; Magnoliopsida; Solanales; Convolvulaceae
Product: TMV resistance protein N-like
Exons: 4
Coding region: 7-2817 (936 amino acids)
Biological process (GO): defense response; signal transduction
Molecular function (GO): ADP binding
Source: RefSeq, a predicted model, not a curated record
UCCUCAAUGAAUUACAAAUGUUCCCAUGAUGUCUUCUUAAGCGGAAGUGAUGACACUGGCAACAUUUUCACAGAUCAUCUCUACACAGCCCUGGUUCAGGCAGGUUUCAGGGCUUUCAGAGGCCAUGAGACAAUAUUACCAAACAAGUCUGAGUUGAAAAAGACAAUAAAAGAGUCAAGAAUGUCAGUAGUGGUGUUCUCAAAGUGGUAUGCAUAUUCCAGUUGGUGCCUUGAUCAACUGGUUAUGAUUCUUGAAGAAAAGAGGAGGUCCUCCGGGCAUGCAGUCUUGCCGGUUUUCUAUGACUUGGAUCCGUCUGAUGUCAGGAAGCAAAAGGGUGUUGUUGCAGCAGCAAUGGAAACACACAAACGGAGAUUCAGUUCAGAUGGGGAUCAGUGUGAUAAGGAAGGAGAAGAAAUGGUGAAAAGAUGGAAAACAGCGUUAGGUGAUGCUGCAGACUUGGGAGGAAUGGUCCUGCAAAAUCUAAGUGAUGGGCAUGAAGCAAAGUUCAUCCAAAAAAUCCUCAAAGUGAUUGCCAACACCCUCAGAAGGACAGCCUUGAGCGUCCCAAAUCGCUUGAUUGGAAUGCAUAUGAGGGCGCACCAUAUCAACUGUUGGGUACAAGAUGGAUCAGUUGAUAUUGGUGUGCUUGUGAUUUGUGGAAUGGGGGGAAUAGGGAAGUCCACCAUUGCCAAAUUUGUUUACAAUCACAACUUCAGUAGCUUUCAUAGUAGCAGUUUUCUAGCAAAUAUUAGAGAAGCCUCAAAUCACCCCAAUGGCUUAGUUUCCCUACAACAACAGCUCCUAUAUGACAUUGUCAAAGGGAAGAAGGAAAACAUAUCAUGUGUUGAUGAAGGAAUCAUUAGAAUCCGAGAAGCGUUAAGCUGGAAACGCGUUCUUCUUGUUCUUGAUGAUGUCGAUUGCCCUGACCAACUCGAUGCCGUUUUUGGAAUGAGGAGUUGGCUUUACCCUGGAAGCAAAAUCAUUGUGACCACUAGACAAAAAAAUUUGUUCAAGCCCCACGAGCCUCAUUCGGUGUACAAUGUUGAAAUCUUGGACGAAAACGAAUCCAUUGAGCUCUUGAGUUGGCAUAGUUUUGGCCAAGACCAUCCCCCUGAUGAAGCUUAUGGGGAAUGCUCAAGAAGAAUUGCAAAUCAUUGUGGAGGGCUUCCAUUAGCACUUAAGGUUCUUGGCUCUUCUCUAGCAGGCAAAGGCCUAGACUUCUGGGAAAGUAUGUUGAGGAAAUUGAAAGAUAUACCCAAUAGCCAAAUCAUUGAGAAACUGAAGAUUGGCUAUGAGUCUCUGGAAGAUGAUCAUGACCAGAAUUUAUUCCUUCAUGUUGCCUGUUUCUUCGUCGGAAGGGAAAAAAGAUUCGCGGUCACUGUGUUGGAUUCAUGUGAUUUCUACACAAUUGUGGGCAUAGAGAAUCUCAUUGACAGAAAUCUCUUGACUGUAAAUCCACAAAAUAACACUCUGGAGAUGCACCAGUUGAUUCAGAAUAUGGGAAGAGAAGUCGUUCGCCAAGAAUCGCCUUUUGAUCCUGGAAAGCGUAGCAGGUUAUGGCGCAGCAUUGAUUCAUUUCGCGUGCUAAUACAAAAAACAGGUAGUAUAAGAGUUAGAGGCCUCAAGCUUAACAUGGAUGAAAAGAAUGAAUGGGGUAGAUUUUUGAAACAAAGUAUGGUUAACCUGUACUGUACAGACAAAGAUUUGGAUGAACUAGACUACUUUGGAGUUGAUGGAUUUGCAGAAAUGCAGAAUUUGGAACUGCUCCAGCUCAGUUCUGUUAGUGUUUGUGGAAGUUAUGAAGAUUUUCCAAAGAACUUGAGAUGGCUAAGCUGGCAUAACUUCGAGUUAGAAACUCUGCCGGGCGAAAUGAAUUUGGGAGGUGUUGCUGUCAUUGAUCUAUCUCACAGCAAGUUAAAACAAGUUUGGAAAGGAGCCAAGUUUCUGAGAUUUCUCAAGAUUCUGAACCUCAGCCAUUCCAAGGAGCUAAUCGCGACGCCUAACUUCACCGGCCUUCCCAAUCUCGAACACCUGAUCCUGAACCACUGUUCCAAGCUAGCAUCCAUUCAUGAUUCCAUAGGAAAACUAGAAAUGCUUAUUCUCUUAGAUCUCCAGAACUGUACCAGGCUCAGGAGGCUUCCUGAUAGUGUUUCUGCAUUGAAGUCUCUCGAAACACUAGACAUUGCAGGCUGCUCGAGCCUCAACACUUUACCCGCGGGCUUAAAGGCAAUGGAAUCACUAAAACUGCUUCGGGCAGAUGGAAUCUCGAUGGACAAAGUAGCAGAACCUCGGAGCACAAACAUUAUUAUUCUGUCCUGGCUCUGGAAAACCAAGAAAUGUCCUAGGAUGUACCUAGGAUCUCUCCCGCGUUCUUUGGUAACCUUAAGCCUAUUCAACUGCAGUUUAUCAGAUGCUGCAUUUCCUCGGGAGUUUGGCGAUCUUUCGUCAUUGGAGAAUCUGAAUCUGGGCAAGAACAUGAUUUCUGUCCUGCCACAAGGCAUCAGGCGUCUCAGCAGGCUUAGGAUGCUUGAAGUGGAGUUCUGCAGAAGGCUUACAUCAUUAGUGGCACUACCUAACAUACAAAAAUUGAGGAUAAGUUACUGCGAAUUUCUGCAGGAUAUAACGUUCCAGGAAGAAUCGUAUAACGGGUGCAGGAUCGAGAGAGGAUCCUGCCAUGAUCAAAUCAAAGAUGAAUCUGAAGAAGUGAGGCUUGAGCUUUUGGAAAAUGUUGAUACUGAAGUGUUUUAUGGACGGAGCUUGUCAGACCGUUCUUCUGAGAAUGUCAUUGUCAAAAUGAGCAGCAUUUGCAGGUUUUGAUACUUCAAACAAGAUAUGGAUGCAUUAUAUGGAAGCGUAAUACUUAUGAUAAAAAAUGUAAUACUAAUCAUGGAUAAACUAAUUGUUACUUCUCUUUCAUCUCUCUUCAAACUAUAUUUCUGGAUUAUUAUUACCACCACUAUCACCACCACUGCUUAAGGGUUCAUUCGAGAGAAUGGCUAGUAGAAAGAAAUACAAGGCUAAGGGUCAUGGCCUUAAUAACCUUGACAACCAAUAA